Messenger RNA from Fusarium fujikuroi IMI 58289, 2850 nucleotides. RefSeq lists its product as uncharacterized. Gene Ontology annotation, molecular function: catalytic activity. The transcript has a single exon. Gene Ontology annotation, biological process: nucleoside metabolic process. The coding region runs from base 1 to 2850 and encodes 949 amino acids. The record is from RefSeq and is a predicted model, not a curated record. Lineage: Eukaryota; Fungi; Ascomycota; Sordariomycetes; Hypocreales; Nectriaceae.
AUGGCGGCGAUGAACCUUGAUCUUCCAGGCGCCGCUGGUAGUGACAUGAUUAACACUCUAUAUUUGACUUACAAGGCAGCUCAGCAGAUCACCGAGACUCUUUGGGUCAACGAGAGGGAUGAAGAGCUGAGAUCAUUUUGUGCCAGCCUUAUGGCAUACUUCAACAUGAUAAGAAGGAGCCUAAGUAUUAUGGACGAUACAAAUGUGCCCGACGUGGAUAGCGGCCUCAUUACCCUGCUGCUGUCACCAAUAAAGCUCAUGUUUCCAACCAGCUCCCUUCAAGUCCCUAUCAAAGACAGGUUGCGAGAAAUAAUUCGGUCAGGCGAAAACAUCGGUUACACAAAAGGCGAUAUCGCUAAGUUGAGGGAUAUCUUAUCACUGGACUUGAUGAAGACAUACAAGUUGCGGAAUGAAUUACUGAAAUCAUUGGCCAUGUGCGAGGAAACUCUGCGUGAUAGCUACCUUGAAGACCCUUCUCGAUGGGGCGAAGAAGACUUUUCUCCUCAGCUCAUCAUCGCAGAGCUCCCUUACGAUAUUUUGAAUGCUGCUCAAUCAACAUUCGAGGCUAUGGUGGCGUGUACCGAUUGCCCAUGCAAAACAGAGCAUGACUUUGGAGUCCGGCUUUAUUUAAGCACUCAUCGAAAGCCAAAAGAUGCUAUCCUUCGCACUCAAGAUGGGGAUGUUAUCGACUUCGAUAUGUUUCUUUCUACGCAUUACGACUGGCAAGAGGUCCGAGUUCAUGCAACGGGGAAUCAAGGAGUGCCUGAUGCAGUGGGAAGUCAACAACCCAAGCGAAAGCGGAUGGAAGCCAGAUCGCUUAAAAUAAAGAGACUCUGUGAGGUAGUAGCAAAGACCAAGUCAAUGACUGCAUACCGCCUCGAGCUCAAGGUACUACAAAACCAGCUAUAUCAGCUACAGCCGGAGAUUUGUAACUCUGCUAUCGACACAUCACAGAACGCAGUUUCUCUGGAUUAUAUCCUUAGGCAUACAAGAGGGUCCUUUACUGAGAGAACGAAACGAAUAUUGGCUGUUAUCCUGGCUUCAACAAUCUUUCACCUCUACAACACCCCAUGGCUGCAGCCAACGUGGGGCUCAUCUGAUGUUCUGUUCUUCCACACCUCAUCGUCCACUACGCUUUUCAGGCCGUUUAUCAAUAGUACCCUCUCGAGUUUUCAGCCUCCGCGCAAUGAGGAACCUUCCAAAACCCUCGGACCCAAUGACAUGGUAGAUGACACUGAGGCGGAUGAUACCGACGUGGAAGACUUCUUUAAUCACCCAUGCCCGACCGUUAUCACAUUAGCUUUACUAUUGCUAGAACUAUACUUCGAAACGCCCUUCGAUAUUCUUGUCCGGAAGUUCAACACAAAGCUAGGAACAAAUACAAAAUCCUCGGCUUUCGCUAGAUACUUGGAUGCGAAUCUUGUGUUCCAGGCCUGCAAGGCAGAGAUUCCCCUAAACUCUCAAUUCUACCUGGCUUUAACAAAUUGCUUGGACCCGAAAGUCUGGCAAGACGAGGAUGGAGAGACGCUAGACACCUUGGCACUAAGAACGGCGAUUUAUCAGAAAGUCGUACUACCGCUAGAGACAGAACUGAGUCAAGCCUAUAGUUCUAUCCCAAUUGAGGAACUUGACAAAUUCGCCCAAAAGCUAGACUUUGGAAGGUGGGGACAUCUCAACUACAACCCGCAUGGAGAUUCUCAAGAGUCAGUAACAAGCACACAGAAAUCUACUUCCGUGGACCAUCGACAGUCUUCUCCCGUCCCAAGAUAUUCUGUCGAGGGCUCCAGUAUGGACAUAGAUAUAGAGGAUCAUGCGCUGGAUAUAAAAUCUUACCCUCAUUCUGCGUACACUGUCGGCGUCAUCUGUGCGCUUCCUCUGGAGCUCCGGGCAGUGCGAGCCCUUUUUGAUACAGAACACAGCGGGCACACCAAGAUGAAAGGGGACAGCAAUACUUAUGCACUUGGUACGAUAGGGCAGCAUAUGAUAGUCGCUGCUUGUCUUCCAUCAGGCGAGUAUGGAACAAACGCGGCUGCUGACGCCGCAUCUAACAUGAGAAGAACUUAUCACGAGGUUGAGUUCUGUCUCUUGGUCGGUAUAGGUGGCGGAGCUCCCUCCCCAGAGACAGAUAUUCGUCUUGGAGAUGUUGUGGUCAGUCAUCCAACAUCAACAUCGUCCGGUGUCAUUCAAUACGAUAGAGGCAAGGAGUAUAGAGGAAAUACCUUUCAGCUUACCGGUAGUCUCCAGGGACCCCCACGUUUCCUGAGGACCGCUAUAAGUGCACUUCGUUCAAAGCCUGAUGCGUCUUCCAGUUCGUUUCAACCACAUCUGGAAAAGAUUGCCCGAUCUAUACCGCAUUCCUCUAUGUCAGAUUACAGCCAUCCUGGACAAGGGAAUGACCACCUCUUUAAAGCAGUUUGCUCAACCUGUUUUGCACUUCGGGACUGUCCCAACGCAGAGAGUCAUGUGCAACGCAGGGUAACCCGACCAACAGACCUACCUGAAAUCCAUUAUGGCAUUAUUGCAUCCGGAAACAGGGUUCUCAAGGAUGCCAGUACACGUGAUCGCUGGGCAAAAGAAUAUGGUAUACUGUGUUUUGAGAUGGAAGCAGCGGGGGUUAUGAACAUUCUUCCAAGCCUUGUUAUCCGUGGUAUCUGCGAUUAUGCAGAUGCUUUUAAGAACAAGACAUGGCAGAAUUACGCAGCAGCAACCGCAGCGGCUUAUGCUAAGCUAUUACUGCAGCACACUGCCUCUAGUAGCAUAGAAUGGAGGUCUGCAAGAAUAGGUCAUGAAAGUUCCUGGCGUGUAUACAAUGAUGGACAGGAACCACCGGCAAAGCGCCAGAGAUCUUGA